This is a messenger RNA of Nicotiana tabacum (common tobacco), 900 nucleotides long. RefSeq lists its product as uncharacterized. Lineage: Eukaryota; Viridiplantae; Streptophyta; Magnoliopsida; Solanales; Solanaceae. Gene Ontology annotation, molecular function: nucleic acid binding; RNA-DNA hybrid ribonuclease activity. The record is from RefSeq and is a predicted model, not a curated record.
AUGUUUCUCAGUGAAUUUGAUAUUGUGUACGUGACGCAGAAAGCUAUCAACGGACAAUCAUUGGCCGAUCAUCUCGCAGAGAACCCGAUAGACAAGGAUUACGAGCCACUCACCACAUACUUCCCAAAUGAAGUAGUAUUGUUUGCAGGGGAGGACAUUGCAGGGUCAUACCCAGGGUGGAGAAUGUUUUUUGAUGGAACGGCGAAAUUAAAAGGUGCAUGGAUUAGGGUAGUCCUAAUUUUUGAGUCGGGACAGCAUUACCCAACUUUAGCCAAGAUAAGGCUCCCUUGCACAAAUAAUAUGGCGGAAUAUGAAGCAUGUAUCCUUGGAAUUAGGAUGGCAGUCAACACGAACAUUAAGGAACUUUUGGUCACAGGAGAUUUUGAUUUGCUAAUACACCAAGUUCAGGAUGAAGAUCCAGAUGGUAAGCCUUGGUACUAUGACAUCAAAAGGUUCCUCGAAGUCAAAGCUUCUACAUACAAGGCAGUCACAAAAAAGGUGCUGGAAGAUUUCGUCCGUAACAACAUAGUCUGCAGAUUCGGGAUCCCGGAGUCACUCAUAACUGACAAUGCAGCCAAUAUCAAUAGCGAUCUCAUGAAGGAAAUUUGCGAGAACUUCAGAAUCAUCCACCGUAAUUCCAUAGCCUAUAAGCUACAAAUGAAUGGAGCAGUUGAAGCAUCCAACAAAAACAUCAAGAGGAUCUUACGGAAGAUAGUGGACAAUCACAGGCAGUGGCACGAUAAGCUAUCCUUUGCCUUAUUGGGUUACCGCACCACCAUGAGAACAUCUAGUGGGAAAACUCCAUACAUGUUGGUAUACGGCACAGAAAUUGUGAUACUCGUAGAGGUCGAGAUACCAUCUUUGAGAGUCAUUCAGGAAGCCAAACUAUAUGAUGCAUAA